Messenger RNA from Gopherus evgoodei (Goodes thornscrub tortoise), 1244 nucleotides. RefSeq names its product tumor suppressor candidate 3 (gene TUSC3). NCBI's taxonomy places the organism in Eukaryota, Metazoa, Chordata, Testudines, Testudinidae. The record is from RefSeq and is a predicted model, not a curated record. Gene Ontology annotation, cellular component: oligosaccharyltransferase complex.
GGCUGGGCUGUGGGGGGAGGGAACAUGGCGCUGGGUACCAGGGCAUCGCGGUGGCUGCUGCACCUGCCGGCCGGGAAUUGCUGCCUGCUGGUGCUGCUGUUGCUCUGCGUGCAGCUCGGGGGCGGACAGAAGAAGAAGGAGAAUCUGUUAGCGGAAAAGGUGGAACAGCUUAUGGAAUGGAGCUCAAGGCGCUCAGUCAUCCGCAUGAAUGGCGACAAAUUCAGAAGAUUUGUGAAGGCCCCACCUCGUAACUACUCUGUGAUUGUAAUGUUCACAGCUCUCCAGCCACAGAGACAAUGUUCUGUUUGCAGACAAUCUAAUGAAGAAUAUCAAGUGCUGGCCAACUCAUGGCGCUACUCAUCUGCUUUUUCUAAUAAAUUAUUCUUCACUAUAGUGGAUUAUGAUGAAGGGGCAGAUGUUUUCAACAGCAUUUAUGUAAGUAAUAACAUUGAUUUUGUUGGAGAGCAGCAAGCAAGGCAGCUCAAUAUGAACUCUGCUCCAACAUUCAUGCAUUUUCCUCUGAAAGGUAAACCCAAGAGAGCUGACACCUUCGACCCUGCAGAGAAUAGGAUUGCAGCAGAGCAGCUAGCUAUGAUAGCUGACAGAACGGAUGUUCAUAUUAGGGUAUUCAGGCCUCCGAACUAUUCUGGCACUAUUGCUCUGGCUCUUUUAGUGUCACUUGUUGGUGGCUUGCUGUACUUGCGAAGAAAUAACUUGGAGUUCAUCUACAAUAAGACUGGCUGGGCAAUGGCAGCUCUGUGUGUUGUAUUUGCUAUGACUUCUGGUCAAAUGUGGAAUCAUAUCCGGGGACCUCCAUAUGCUCAUAAGAAUCCUCAGAAUGGACAAGUGAGUUACAUACAUGGGAGCAGUCAGGCUCAAUUUGUUGCAGAAUCCCAUAUCAUACUACUACUGAAUGCUGCUAUCACCAUGGGAAUGGUCCUUCUGAAUGAAGCUGCUACUUCCAAAGGAGAUGUUGGAAAAAGGAGAAUAAUAUGCCUGGUAGGACUGGGACUGGUGGUUUUCUUCUUCAGCUUCCUGCUGUCGAUAUUCCGCUCCAAAUACCAUGGCUAUCCAUACAGCUUCUUAAUUAAAUGAAUUCAAGUGGGAUACGCAUAAGGCUAAUGUUUACUAUGAAGAUAAGCAAUUACUAAUAUUAUCUGCUCACCUGUGUUACAUUUAUUCAAGAUUCCUGUGUUGAUUCAUCUGUGUUUUUUUGUGUGUGUGUGUGUGUGUGUGUGUGUGUG